Folsomia candida is the source of this 2077-nucleotide messenger RNA. RefSeq lists its product as uncharacterized. Gene Ontology annotation, molecular function: protein folding chaperone. Bases 875 to 1753 code for a protein of 292 amino acids. Gene Ontology annotation, biological process: response to heat; protein refolding. The record is from RefSeq and is a predicted model, not a curated record. NCBI's taxonomy places the organism in Eukaryota, Metazoa, Arthropoda, Collembola, Entomobryomorpha, Isotomidae. The transcript is spliced from 3 exons.
AAAGAAUAUGAGGUCAAAUUUAGGAAUACGUUGUCGAGAUGGCGACCCAGCAGGGUGAUUCAUACUGGUUUUUGGUAAAAAAACUGAAAUUUUGCCUGCUAACUAGGGAACAUUUUAGACGAUCGCGAAUAGCAGUUAGUAAUUGGUCAAAAAAAUAGAAGCUGGCUUUGAUCCUGACACGAGCUAAAACCGCACUGCACACUGUAGAUUUUUUCACAUUCGAACUGCUAAACCUUUGAAGCAACGAGUUUCAUUCGUAAUUCUAGAAGCGAUACCCUUUAAGAAUUUACAUUUAAAACUAAAAUGCAUCUUACAAAACCUUGCUUAAAGCCUGUACACAUUUGUAUAAUAUUUUCAUCCAACCUCUCAAUAUAUGUAAAUCCAUGCAUAUAAACUAUCUACACUCCCAGCGACUUUUCCAGAGCAAAGUGAAAGCAGUCAAGCUUUCUCUUUCCUCCCUACUCGACUGGGGAAAUAGAGCCACUUCUUCUCCCAAGACGGAGAAAGUCAGCGCAAAAUUCUCGCCAUUCUCACGCCUCAGUUUCAUACAUAUAUGUACAUACAUACAUAUUUCUAUUAGUCUGUCUUCUCUCUCCUCCAAAAUAUCCGUAUUUGGUUCGGAGUCGGAGCUCAACGCACGAAUUUUUGCAUUGCCUCCCCCGUACGUAAUCCCGACUGCCUCCUUCGUCAUAUUCAUUCCCACAGUCCACUGCAAUUCUAUAUAAACAAACGAAUUCCCCCGAGUUUUCCACAACCUGCGUUGGCUUCGCUUCGCUAUAACCUUGACUUUCGCAACUAUUGCGAAUUGAAAAACAAUAACAAAGCCAUCAUUUUUCCUCCCGUAUAAAGCUAGGAAAUUUGCCUUAUCUUCAAAAUGAUGACCGUUUGGGGCGGUGCCCCCACCAAAGUUAUUACCCUGCCUGACAUCGUUAUUCCCCACCCAGCCAAGGAACUCGGUCUCGCCACCGUGUCCACGCAUAAGGAUAAAUUUGUUGCAAAAUUUGACCUCAUUAAGUUCACUCCGGACGAGGUCGUGGUGAAAGUGGAGGACGGGUUUUUAAUUGUUAGUGGCGAACAUCGGGAGAAAUGUGAAGGUGGCAUAGAGUCUGUUCUCACGAUGAGAUCAUUCUGCAGGAGGAUCCCUCUCCCCUUAAACUCGAAUGAGGAAGCAUUGCAAAGCGAGAUGGGGACGUUUUACGGCAAUUUAAAAGUGACCAUUCCGCAAAAGAUUAUCCCAGGCUCGGGCAAAUUCAAUAUUGUCGCCUUAACGAGGAGGAACAGCAUUUUGGGCGAUAUGGUCACUGCUGGAGCAAAGAAGAGUGGACCACCCCCACUCCAACGACGCGCUUCCUCCAUGGACGUGAUCGGCAGCAAGAACAGUAGCGCAAAUAAUAACAAAUAUUCAAAAGGACCGGACGAUACAGGAAUGGAAUGCACCAAGGAGAGUUUUGUGGUACGCAUCAAAGUACCCGAAUUUUCCCCCGAGGAGAUAAAAGUGAAGACAAUGGACGAAUUUCUUUCCGUUGAGUGCUCCCACAAGGAGAAGAAGGAAGGGAAUGAAUUCAUCACACGCACAUUCAAACGGCGCUAUGCACUUCCAGUAAAUGCCAAAAAGGACGAACUCUUGUGUCGGAUGAGUUUUGACGGCCUGCUCAAAGUGAAAAUCCCCAGAUCACUUUCAUCCGGAGGAAAUGAGAGGAUUCAUCAAGUCGUCGUGGAAAAGAAGAAGCAAACUGAGGACAUUGCGGUUUAAAAUGGCGUAUAGUUUGUGGAAAGUCGAAAAAAAUUCUGGGAUAGAGUGACACAUAAUUAAUUAUUUAUGUAAGACAUGAGAUUUAAUUACCCUUAUGAGAUUAACUUCAGCCUAAAAUAUGCAGUGCAAUAUGUACACAUAAUUUUUAGUAUGAAUGUAUCCCACUGAUAAAUACAUACGGACAAUGUGCAAGCAAUAAUAGCUCAAAUAUGCAUGUAACGCCAGACAGAUAUGUGUACAUAUUUUUAUUUCUAUUAAUUUAUGACGAUAUAGAAUUGGGAAGUAGCAAUAAAUAAAUAAAUAUCUAUGCAAUCAGAAAUAAUG